GUUAGUCUGAAGAAACACUCUCUCUCAACACAUCCUCACAUCCAUUAACCCCUCCCUCUGCUUGGCCCUUCUUGAUGCACCACUGCAUACCAGGCCCUGCAAAACCAGUCUCCCUCAGUCGGAUGGUCUUGUCAGGGGGGGCUCCACCUGCUUUGAUGUCGCUGGACUAGGGAGAGGCUGCAGAGCCUAUUGGAAAAAAUAAAACAACUGGGUGAGGAAGAAGACGGCGGAUGGAAGCAGACUUGAUGGAAUAACUCACAGCUGUCCGCAAUCUCAACAGGAUAUUGCCAUCAGGAAUCAGUGGCAGGUGGCCUCUGAUUCCUGGCAGGGCUUCGUCCAAUCAGAUCCUGUGCAGUAGCAAAGCCCCAGCACUCAGAAACCAUGGCGUGUGCCUCGGUGAAAGUAGCUGUGAGGGUCCGACCCUUCAAUUCACGAGAGAUUGGAAAAGAUAGCAAGUGUAUCAUCCAGAUGUCAGGCAACACCACCACAAUUAUAAAUCCAAAACAGCCAAAGGAGAACAAGAGCUUCAACUUUGACUAUUCCUAUUGGUCGCACACAACGCCAGAAGAUGUGAACUUUGCAUGCCAAAGGCAGGUUUAUAAAGACAUAGGGGAGGAAAUGCUUUUGCAUGCCUUCGAGGGAUAUAACGUCUGUAUCUUUGCCUAUGGGCAAACUGGGGCCGGAAAGUCAUAUACCAUGAUGGGCAAGCAAGAGAAAGACCAAGAAGGCAUCAUCCCAUUGCUAUGUGAGGACCUGUUUACCAAGUUCAAUAACAAUAAUGACAACAGCAUGUCAUACUCAGUUGAGGUCAGUUACAUGGAGAUCUACUGUGAGCGUGUGCGGGACCUUCUGAACCCAAAGAACAAAGGGAACCUGCGUGUGCGAGAGCAUCCUCUGAUGGGUCCGUAUGUGGAGGACCUAUCUAAACUGGCUGUUACUUCCUACAAUGACAUUCAAGACCUGAUGGACUCUGGAAACAAGGCCAGGACUGUGGCGGCCACCAACAUGAAUGAGACCAGCAGCCGCUCCCAUGCUGUAUUCAACAUCAUCUUCACACAGAAACGACAUGAUAGUGAUUCAGAAAACACGUCUGAAAAGGUCAGCAAAAUCAGCUUGGUAGACUUGGCAGGGAGUGAGCGGGCGGAUUCUACUGGAGCUAAAGGCACGAGACUUAAGGAAGGAGCCAAUAUCAACAAAUCUUUAACAACACUGGGCAAAGUUAUCUCUGCGUUGGCCGAGAUAGACUCUGCACCAAACAAGAACAAGAAAAAGAAGAAAGUUGAGAGCUUUAUUCCAUACAGAGAUUCAGUUCUGACAUGGCUGCUGAGGGAAAACCUUGGAGGUAACUCUCGCACUGCUAUGGUAGCAGCUCUAAGCCCUGCUGAUAUUAACUAUGAUGAGACACUCAGCACACUCAGAUAUGCUGACCGAGCCAAGCAGAUCCGUUGCAACGCCGUCAUCAACGAAGACCCCAACAACCGCCUGGUGCGUGAGUUGAAGGAAGAGGUGGCUCGUCUGAAGGAUCUGCUUUAUGCUCAGGGUCUUGGAGACAUCAUUGAGACAUAUCGGGCACAAGCUCCUGGGAUGUCUGCUCUCAAAUACUUGUCCAGUUACAAGACUAAUAUCAAUAGCAUCCAGGCUAUCAAUCAAAGGGGUGAUUUCUCCACAGUGACCAAUGCCAUGACAGGGAUGAGCCCCUCCCCCUCUCUCUCUGCCCUGUCCAGCCGAGCUGGCUCCAUCAGCAGUCUGCAUGACCGGAUCAUGUUCAGCCCGGGAAGCGAGGAAGCCAUUGAGAGGCUGAAGGAAACUGAGAAGAUAAUCGCAGAACUCAAUGAAACUUGGGAAGAGAAGCUUCGCCGCACAGAGGGGAUUAGAAUGGAAAGGGAGGCACUUUUAGCUGAAAUGGGUGUGGCGAUGAGGGAAGAUGGAGGAACUGUUGGAGUCUUUUCACCAAAGAAGACUCCACACCUGGUCAACCUCAAUGAAGAUCCACUGAUGUCUGAGUGCUUACUAUACUACAUUAAAGAUGGAAUCACCAAGGUUGGCCGCGAGGAUGCCAGCAGUCGUCAGGACAUUGUCCUGAGUGGCCAUUUCAUUCAAGACGAACAUUGUAUCUUUACAAGUAGUACAAAUGCCUCGGGAGAGGGUACGGUGGUCCUGGAGCCCUGUGAGGGAACAGAGACUUACGUUAACGGCAAGAGAGUGACAGAGCCCACUAUUCUCAGAUCAGGUAACCGUAUCAUUAUGGGCAAGAGCCACGUGUUCCGUUUCAAUGACCCAGAGCAAGCACGGCAAGAGAGGGAGAGGACCCCAUGUGCAGACACACCUGUGGAGCCGGUGGACUGGGCCUUUGCCCAGAGAGAGCUAUUGGAUAAACAAGGCAUUGAUAUGAAACAAGAGAUGGAGCAAAGGUUACAGGAGCUGGAGGAUCAGUAUCGCAAGGAGAGAGAAGAAGCAAGCAAUCUUCUGGAACAACAGAGAUUGGACUAUGAGAGAAAGCUGGAAGCUCUUCAGAGACAGGUUAACUCCAGAUAUUACCCAGAAACCACUGAGGAAGAGGAGGAACCAGAAGAUGAAGUGCCGUGGACAAAGCGGGAGACAGAACUGGCUCUCUGGGCUUUCCGGAAAUGGCGAUUCUAUCAGUUCACCUCUCUCAGAGACCUGCUCUGGGGAAACGCAAUUUUCCUCAAGGAGGCUAAUGCUAUUAGUGUGGAGCUGAAAAAAAAGGUUCAGUUUCAGUUUGUGCUGUUAACGGACACACUGUACUCCCCGCUGCCCUCUGACCUCCUGCCCCCCAGCAUAGCCAAAGACAGGGAGAAAAGGCUGUUCCCUCGCACCAUUGUUGCAGUAGAGGUCCAGGACCAGAAAAAUGGUGCCACACACUACUGGACCCUGGACAAACUCAGACAAAGACUGGAUUUGAUGAGAGAAAUGUACGACCGGGCAGCAGAGGUACCCAGUACGACAGUUGAGGACUGUGAUCACAUGAUGUCCGGUGGUGACCCUUUCUAUGACCGCUUUCCAUGGUUCCGACUGGUUGGUCGCACUCCUAUUCUCAACACGUGCAUGAGCGAGCGCAUGAGUGACCUUACCCUCUCCCCCACCCUCUCCGACCCCGACUCUGACAUAACCGAGCUUGCCGAUGAGCGGCAUUAUGGGAAGGUGGAGGAUGAGGAGUUGGAGGACCUGGAUGAUGAGAUCUUUUUGGAGGACCCUGGCUCAGAGCUUGGGAGAGAGGAGGAGGAGGAUGGUGUGGGGGAGCACUGCCCAGGUGUCAGCGAUGGCCAGGACCCCUUUUACGACCGCUGGCCUCUGUUCAGUUUAGUGGGAAGGGCAUUUGUGUAUCUGAGUAAUCUGCUGUACCCUGUGCCAUUAGUGCACCGUGUGGCCAUUGUAAGUGAGAAAGGCGAGGUCAAGGGGUUCCUCCGAGUAGCAGUACAAGCCAUAUCAGCUGACGAAGAAGCUCCUGAUUAUGGCUCCGGUGUGAGACAAUCAGGAACUGCUAAGAUUUCAUUUGAGGAUCAACAAUUUGAGAAGUUCCAGACAGAAACUUGCACCGCUGGGACAAACACAUCUCAAGAGGAGCUGCGCAUCGUAGAAGGAGAAGGACAAAACUCCGAGAUCAGUGCUGAUGAGGUCAACAACAACACCUGUGCAGCCUCUCCUGAUGUUCCUAACAGUCCUCUGAAGGGCUUUCUGGAAUGUCCUCUUGAUGUGGCUCAGGAAAAAUCAUUUCAGCACUUAAAAAUCGGCAGCAACUUCACCUUUAGGGUCACAGUGCUUCAGGCCUCCAGCAUCUCUGCUGAGUAUGCAGAUAUCUUCUGCCAGUUCAACUUUAUUCAUAGGCAUGACGAGGCAUUUUCCACUGAGCCAUUAAAGAAUACCGGCCGAGGGCCUCCUCUGGGAUUCUACCAUGUACAAAAUAUAACCGUAGAGGUCACCAAGUCUUUUGUGGAAUACAUCAAGGGUCAGCCAAUCGUUUUUGAGGUAUUUGGCCACUUCCAGAAACAGCCCUUCCCUCCUCUCUGUAAGGACUUGAUAAGUUCAUUACGUCCAACAAGAAGGCAGUUCCCUAGGGUCAUGCCUCUGUCAAAGCCAGUGCCUGCCACAAAACUGAGCACACUCACACGCUCCACUGCUGGCCCCUGUCACUGCAAAUAUGACCUUAUGGCAUUCUUUGAGAUCUGUGAGCUGGAGGCCAACGGGGACUAUAUCCCAGCUGUUGUUGAUCACAGGGGUGGAAUGCCCUGCCAUGGUACAUUCCUGUUGCACCAGGGCAUCCAAAGGAGAAUUACAGUCACUAUUGCCCAGGAAACCGGCAAUGAUUUUGAGUGGAAGGAGGUUAAAGAGCUCGUCAUAGGGCGCAUCCGUAACACACCCGAGGCAGAUGAGACUAUCAUUGACCCCAACAUCCUGUCCCUCAACAUCCUGUCUUCAAGCUACAUACGACCAUCUUAUGAUGACAGAGUGUCAUUGGGAAUUGACCAUAGGACAUUUUAUCGCUUUGAGGUAGCAUGGGAUAGCUCCAUGCACAACUCCCUUCUGCUGAACCGUGUCACUCCAUAUGGAGAGAAAAUUUACAUCACCCUCUCUGCCUAUCUUGAGAUGGAGAACUGCACUCAGCCCACUGUCAUCACAAAGGAUUUUUGCAUGGUGUUCUACUCCAGAGACGCUAAACUUCCUGCGUCUCGCUCCAUUCGAAACCUCUUCAGCACUGGUGCCUUUAGGCCGUCUGAGAGUAACCGUGUGACUGGAGUGUACGAAUUAAGCCUCUGCCAUUUGGCUGACAUUGGAAGUCCUGGUAUGCAAAGGCGGCGCAGACGGGUGCUGGACACCUCAGUGGCGUAUGUGCGUGGAGAGGAGAACCUUGCGGGUUGGAGGCCCCGCAGUGAUAGCCUCAUCCUGGACCACCAGUGGGAGCUGGAAAAACUUAGUCUCCUACAAGAGGUGGAGAAGACCAGGCAUUACCUUCUGCUGAGAGAGAAGCUAGAAGCAUCUCUGCUGCUGGGACAGGACUCUUUCUGUGGAAAAGACCUCAUGGACUCACCUAAGGCCUCCAGCCCCCUGAUCAGCCCGGUAGUCAGUCUGGGUCUGGACAGUCCCAACGAGAGGCAAAGGGAGCUGGCUGCCAAGUGUGUGCGACUGCUCAUGCACACCUUCAACAGGCAGUACAGCCAGGUGAGCAGCAGUCUCAGUGAGAGCAAGCUGUCAGAGAUGUCCGCAUCCUUUUUAAGAGACGGUUCUUCUUCACCUCUGAGCACUCUGACUCCCUCAUCCACCUGUCCAUCACUGGUGGACAGUCACUAUGGCAAUCCAGAUCUCAGAGGAGCUGAGGCUAAUUCGGGUGCCUCUAGCCCUGAUCUCGACCCCUUCAGCCCCAUAGAGCGAAAACACAGGAGCUGCGCCUUCAUCCCGAACAUCCAGGAGAUUCGUGUCAGCCCAAUUGUGUCAAAGAAAGGCUAUCUACACUUUCUUGAGCCCCAUACCAGUGGCUGGGUGAAGCGGUAUAUUGUGGUCCGACGGCCUUACGUCUACCUGUACCGCAGUGAGAGAGACUGCGUGGAGAGAGCCGUCAUCAACCUGUCCUCUGCUCAGGUGGAGUACAGCGAAGAUAAGCAGACCAUGCUGAGGGCUCCUAACACUUUUUCAGUAUGCACUGAGCAUCGCAACAUUCUCCUCCAAGCAGGCAAUGACAAAGAGAUGCAUGACUGGUUGUACGCUUUCAACCCACUGCUGGCAGGAACUAUCAGGUCUAAGCUUUCCAGAAGAAAAUCAGGACAGAUGAGGAUGUGAAAUCAUUUUUUUCCCUCUGGCUCAAACCAUAAAAAGGCCUAAAAGGCCUUAGUGAUGUAAUUAGGUCAUGUGAUCAUAAGUGCCCUGUCCCCAUGUCAUCACAGCUGCCUCUUGCCUGCCCGUCCCAGCAUUCCCCUCAGUCUGUCCAUGCCAACCAUAGACUGCGGGCUUCACAGAAUGUGUGUUGAUGUGUGUCUCAGGCCCUAUUUAGUGUACAUUUAAGCACUUCCCGCUAACAUACAGUAGCUAAAAGCUAGAAUGGCAAAACGACAUCAUAGACACUGCCCUACUCUUAACUGCAUUCGUUCAUUUGUAAAUUCGACUCGAUGCUCUGUUUCUGUAUGUGCUGCUUCAGAGUAAUGUCAAGUGCUUUUACCUGGGCUUCAGUAGUUGCCUGAUCAUUCUGCUGCGAUCAUUGUGCUUUUCGAAGAGAUUCAGAGCUUAUUUUGAAGUCGCGGAUGAUAGAAGAUUUGAGAAUUGAGAUGGAUUUUAGACUAAAAGAAGUAAUUGUCUGUUAUUUUCGACAAAAAUCGGCAUCGCAAUAGUACAAAAACGUUUAGUUUGUGUUUUGCUUUGAUCUGUAAUGUCUUUUUUUACAUUACAUCUUUACGUUUACUUAUCUAUUAAGCAUUGUAUGUUUUAUAAACAUAAUUUAUUUGUAGUGUGCUACAACAAAAAAUUCACCUUGCACUUUUGAUAAUGAGUUAGGUUCGUUUUGGUUCAUUUGCACUAGAGCUCUGCUGCUAAGAGAAUCAGCUUCUUUAAUGUGGGCUUUUCAACAGCUUAUUUUUACGCACAAAAUUAGAGAGCGGUGUUGCUAAAUUUCCUUUAACUGAUGCACUUAAUGCAAAUGCAUCAGUGCACAUUAUAACACAAAUUUCUAAUAAUAUUAUGCGGGAGGUUUAUGUUCAGAAACACGACCUCUUUUGUAGCUGUUUUGUUUAGGUCAUCCCAGCCUUACGUCUUAUUAUAGAAUAUCUGUAUUCAAACCUAUUACAUGGUGUUUUCCUAGGGAGGUGACAUCUUGUAAGAGAAGAUCCAGUUUUAGUGUUAGAACAUAAAACAGAAAGUCUAUAAACUCCCCAAUAUAGAGAACGUUAUAUUUAGCUCAAUGGUAGAAAUAUAUCUGUUAUAUUGUUGGUUUUUUGCUCCACCCUUUUUACGAUGACCAUAUGCGUAUACUAAGUAUUGAAAAGCCGUGUUUCUUGUCAUGGCAACUACAUCUUAUAGAGGUAUAACCAGAGGCCGUUGUAUGCUGAUGAACUCAGAAAUCUCUUGUUUGGUUUGGGCUCAUGCUAUUGGUCAGUCAGCCAUUUAGUAUGUUGCUUUAGUAUGUUGGAUUGAUGUUUUGUGCAAUGGGUCAGCCAACCCAAAGAGCACAAAAUGAAGCUGCUGUGAAUGUAUCUGAGAGAUUUGAGCUGGUCUUUACCUCUCAAAAUGGUUUCUUCAUAAGGAUAAGUUUAAGUAUGCCUUUAUAGACUCUUACAUUAUGGAUCUGAAGUGUAAAUGAGGGAUAGAUGAUUAAGUUUUGGACAAUAUGUUGACAGUCAUACCUCCCAGUGCCCUGCCUUUUUUUUUUUUUACCCAUUCCUGUCUUUGAUUAUGCUAUGUAUAUGAUGGCAUGCUGUACAUAUUUAUUCAGCUUCUAAAUGAAAUGUAUCAAAUGUAUUCCAUUUACCUCCAUACAGUAUAAGAGUAGCAUUUACAUAAAAAUAAUUGAUUCAGUCGUAUUAUUUUACCGUUUGAAGGAUCACUGUCGUCUAUGAGCAUUUAGUGUCCGCAUUUACAUGAUGCCCUGAAGAUGAAGCAUUCAACAGGACUUUGUCAGCAUACAUACUAUAUAUUGCAGAUAAACAAGAUUGUUAGGGUUUGUAGUUGAUGUGUCUCUCUUUCACUCUCAAUGGAACCACAUCUUUCUGAACAUCAUUUUGAAUAAACAUUUUUCAUCAUUCAUCCAAAUAUUCCAAACUUAAAAAAGAGAAACUCAAUAUAAUUAAGUGUAGCUACUGUAAUUGCUUCAAUAUUUGUUGAUUUUCUCUGUAUAUAAACCCAACUGUGGUCUAGCACACGGCUGAUAACCACUUUAUACCAUAAUGAAUGGACUGUAGUGUACUCAGUGCUCAACUUCUUUGAGUGUUGGACCUGUGUCUUCUAAUGUCUGUGGACACUUAACACUUUGUCUGGUGUGAAAUAAAUGUGAAAUAUGCGCAACGUUA
Messenger RNA from Pimephales promelas (fathead minnow), 8009 nucleotides. It is a transcript of the gene kif1ab, whose product is annotated as kinesin family member 1Ab. Gene Ontology annotation, biological process: microtubule-based movement. Lineage: Eukaryota; Metazoa; Chordata; Actinopteri; Cypriniformes; Leuciscidae. Gene Ontology annotation, molecular function: ATP binding; microtubule motor activity; microtubule binding. The record is from RefSeq and is a predicted model, not a curated record.